CUGUCAUUCAAAUAAAAGUCAGCGUCCGGUUCGUGUUUUUUCAAAGUCCUUUUAAUUUAAUCCGUCCUUUGGUUUCUAGUUUCUAGUCUCGUCGCUGCGUGAAGAAGUUGUUUUUCGUUUUGUUCUUUACUUGAGUGUAUUUCGCUGAAAUGGGUCUCCGAAGCUGGAAGAGGGUUAUUUUUGCAUGGGUACAGAAAUGUGGUUUCGUGGACGAACAUUUUUUGACCCUCGAACAAUCCAAUAUAAAUAUAUUUUUUCUUCGUUAUCUGGAGUAUGAUCAUAUGGAAAUCUUUCUAGACACGGUCUCGACACAGGGUUCGGAUCGAGCCACACCGUUGAUACAAUUUUUGAAAGAUGUUUAUCCAGACUUCUGUCCCAAUCUGGACAGAAGUGGCAAUCUUGAUCGCACCGACCAUCUGAUGGUCUAUACACUGAUGCUGCACUACGCCUGUGUAAUCAAAAAAAGCGAGAAAUAUCAACUUAUAUGCACAGAGCUCUCGGAAUCCAUGCAAAGGUCGAUAGCAUCGUUUCUAAGGCACAUAGUUGAUAGUCAAAAGAUAACACGUAACUGCCUGAAAGACGCCUUACAAACAUCACCGAAAUUUGUGCAUCCGCGUAACAUUGCCUCGCCUGAUACAAGCAUAUCCAAUAGUCACACCGUUGUUGCCAGCAUUCCCCAAACUCCGGGCACACCAGUAACACUCGACACAGCAAGUCCACAGACACCGACAGAGACGCCGUCGCACACGAGUGGCAAUUCACCGCUACCGAUUUGUGAUUGUGCAAAGUUAACUUACAGCGUGGAGGAGCACAGGAUGAAUGGCUCGCAAUUGCAAAGCUCUAUCGAUGCACUGACUGCUAACACAAUCGAGCUAGAGGAAAGCCUUGUGCAGCCUGCACGCCACAUAGAAGAUAAUGAACAAAUGAAUGCCUAUUUGGUGGCACAGCAGGACAUGGAGCAGGCGAGAAACUUGUCUCAUGAACUGGCGCUAGGACAUGCACAAAACGCUACGAAUCUAAAGAAAAUGGAGGCUAAAGUUGUAGAGUGGCGCCAAAAAUACGAAUCAAUUUUAAAGAAGAGCCUCGCUAACGAAGCCGAAACCAAUGAGAAUGAACGCAAGCGCCAGGACUUGGUUGAAAGCUCUAACAUUUCCAUGACGGAGAUGCGUUCGAAAAUUGAUGCCUUAGAAGAAAAAUACAGGGAAUCACAGACGAACUACGGACAACUCCUCUUUGAGCGAAACAACCGAGAUGUGCAGUAUGAAAAUGAGCGCAUUGAGAUUGAAUUAAAGUUGGCGAAUUGUUGCCGAGAGCUUGACGAUCGAAACGAUUCUCAUGCGUUGCUGCUGAAAAAGUAUGAGAACCGAAUGGAGGAACUCAACGACCUGAAACUGGAGCGUGACACCCUGAUGGAGGUUGCAAAGCAGCACAAGAUGGAAUUAUCCGAAUUUCAAAAGAUGCUUGCUCAAGCUAAUAAUGUGACCAAGGAGAAGGAGCUGCUUCAUCGAGAACUAAUUGAUCUGCAAAAAAAAACCGAACAGGAUGCUGAAACAAUUACGAUCAUAAAGGACUAUAAGGAUCUACUGCUCGUGAAAAGAAACACCCUAGAUGAGCAGCAUCAGAAGGAGCUUGUUAAUGUAGAUCUGAUGUUGGCCAAUUGUCGGCAAAAACUCGAUGAACAAAACGAGUCUUAUGCGAUGCUGCUGAAAGAGCGUGACACCCUGAUGGAGGCUACAAAGCAGAACACAAAGGAAUUGUCCCGCGUUCAGCAGAAGCUGGAGCAGCAGCAGAAGCAGCAAGAAAAUAUGCAAGAAGAACUUAAGCAGAAGGAUGCGCAAAUAGAAGCCCUGCGCAAGGAAAAGGAAAUGAUGCGCAAAUCCGAACGUACUGUCAGAAAGGACCUCAAUGUUUUGAUCAACAAAACCGAUGAGAAAGAAGCACACCUCAAUCUGGAGAUUGGUUCUCUCAACUUGCAAUUGAUGCUAACCAAUCAGCGUCUCGAACAGCUGGUACACCAAACGGAGACACACGACGGGGAAGUAGCACAGCUACAAGUCAAGAUAGCUGAAGAUGGCCAAGCACUGGAAGCUGCCAACCAGGAGCAGCUGUGCUUGCAGAUGGAAUUGCAAUCACGACGCGCACUCAUGGCGACUAUCGAACAUGCACAUAAAUUGGAAAAUAAAUCACUCAAACAGCAAGCAAAACUCCUCCAGUGUACCCUCCAGGAAAUUCUUCAAGUGAAAAUGGAACUGCAAUCAAAUCUUCUGAAGCAGCAGGACGAACACAACAAGCAGCUCAAGUUGUACGAAGAUCAACUCGAGGAGUCUGAAAACAGAUAUGCCUUCCUACAAGUCAACAUGACUGCCCAGCAAAAGACCUCGGAGGAGCUCCAAAUUCAGUUAAGCCAGCAAUUAAAUGUCACCAAAAAAGAUCUGGCGGACGCUAUGGAACGCCUCAAUGCCACCUAUACGGCAUCUGCUGAGGAGGAGGGACUACCCGAUCGGAGCACCCUCCAACAAAACUGUCAGGUGUUGCAGGCCAAAUACCAGGAAGCGAAAAAAUAAGAUAGAAGAACUGCACCGCACUUUAUACACCGCGGAGGUGACACGCAUGAAGGAGAAGCAG
Messenger RNA from Drosophila guanche, 2625 nucleotides. RefSeq names its product testis-specific gene 10 protein-like. The record is from RefSeq and is a predicted model, not a curated record. The coding region runs from base 150 to 2564 and encodes 804 amino acids. The transcript has 4 exons. Lineage: Eukaryota; Metazoa; Arthropoda; Insecta; Diptera; Drosophilidae.